AUGGAGGUCGCAAAAGUUGAAGAUACUUUGCAUCCUGUCGGAAAGAAAGGCCUCGAUCUCAGCGCCCUGUCGCUAUCAGAAGGAAAUCCAACGAGACCCGGAUACGGCACCAAAGGUGUCAAGGUAGAGCUCACGGCGAACUAUGUUGAGCUGCUCCCACCUUCCAAUAUGGUGUUGUAUCGUUACGAUGUUGACGUCCAACCAGAAGCCGCUGGAAGGAAACGUCACCGGGUCAUGGAGCUCUUGCUUCAGUCAUCGGAGAUGGCUCCUCUCAAAGGCGACGUCGCGACUGAUUUCCGUCAAACACUUGUCUCCAAGACGAAGUUCAAGCAUGACGAAGACAUCAUUGAGAUUCAGUACCGCAGCGAAGGUGAAGACGAACCAGCAGACAACGGCACGGUCUACAAGAUCAAGGUCAAGUAUAUCCGAACGUACAGCAUCGGUGAGCUGGUCGACUGGAUGAAUUCUACCAACCUCAGCCAGUCCUUGGGCGACAAGCAAGAAUUGACGCAGGCGCUCAAUAUUUUCCUGAACCACUACGUCAAGUCUGCCAAUAACCUAGCCACGAUAGGCUCAUCGAAGAGCUUCUCCCUGAAUCAGAAUGCGACAAGGGGUGAUCUCGGCUCAGGGCUCGAAGUCAUCCGCGGCUUCUUCUCCAGCGUGCGCAUUGCAACUUGCCGCAUCUUGGUCAAUAUCAACGUCAGUCAUGGAGCCUUCUACCACUCUGGUCCUCUUCCGGGCCUCAUGCACAGCUACGGUACACGAAACACCAUUGCUUUGGAAAAGUUUCUCAAGCUGGUCCGCGUCCAAACCACGCAUUUGGCUGAGAAGCGGAACAAAGCCAAGCAGGUCAUUCCUCGCAUCAAGACCAUCUUUGGUCUAGCCAGGAAGGAUGACGGGCAUAAGCUGGCGAACAGGCCACGCAUCAAGGGUCACGGUGCAGGCGCCAAGGAUGUUGAGUUCUGGCUCGAUGCUGACGCAGGCUCAUCCGGCGCACCCAAGGCGGAGGCGGGUGCUGCAAAGGGCAAGGGCAAAGGAAAGCCCCAGCCCAAGGGCCCAGCGCCUGCUGGAUCGGGAAAAUACAUUACUGUAUUCGAUUUCUUCAAGACGACAUACAAUCGUGUCCUCCAGCACCCCGAGCUGCCCGUCGUCAACUGCGGCAACCGAGAAAACCCCAUGUACCUUCCUGCGGAGGUCUGCGUCGUCGUUCCGGGCCAGCCAUCCAAAGCCAAGCUUGAUGGUGGCCAAACACAGACUAUGAUUCAGUACGCCGUACGCAAGCCGUGGGAGAACGCGAGGUCCAUCCUCAAUGAGGGUGUAUCGACCGUCGGUCUGGACGAGGACACCAAUGUUCUGCUGCGCUCUUUUGGUCUUACCAUCACACCGGGUCUGAUUAAAGUACCUGGUCGAGUUCUCACCUGCCCAAGGGUCAUCUACAAAGGUGACAAGACUGCUCCUGUCGACCAGAAAUUUGGCCGUUGGAAUAUGAUGAACAUCAAGUUCAACACUGGCGCGUCCCUACCGAAAUGGUCCACAGUCAUGAUAUCUAUGCCAGGUAAACGCGACUCUUUCGAUGGCCAAGCUCUCGGUGCUGUGAUGCAGGAGUUCUACCAAGGCUUGCUCAAGAUUGGUGUCAACGCCCAGCCACCCCUUCCCCCACAACGUCUUCAACUACAGCAUCCAGACGAUCCCACCCUCGGCCCGUAUCUACAGAGAGCGGCUGGUGCUUUGAACCUCCUAUUCAUUGUGCUACCAGAGGCAAACAUCCCCCUAUACAAGCGCAUCAAGACACUCGCCGAUAGAGACUAUGGCCUUCACACGAUCUGUUCUGUUGGCUCCAAGCUCUGGAAGGAGCGCGGCCGAGAUCAGUACAUUGCGAACAUCGCACUGAAGUUCAAUUUGAAGCUCGGUGGCAUCAACCAGAUCGUCGAAAACAAGAGCCUUGGCAUCAUCGAUCAAAACAAGACGAUGGUGGUCGGUAUCGACGUGACCCACCCUUCUCCAGGCUCGGCUUCUAACGCUCCUUCUGUAUCGGCGAUGGUCGCUUCCAUCGACAAAUAUCUUGGGCAAUGGCCUGCGACGCUGCGCAUUCAGCGCGGAAGGCAGGAAAACGUCGAUGAUCUCUCCGAAAUGUUGAAGUCGCGUCUUAACCUCUGGAAGACCAAGGGCAAGCACCCUGCAUUCCCCGAGAACAUUCUCAUCUACCGCGACGGAGUAUCAGAAGGACAGUACGACAUGGUGCUGUCACAGGAGCUUCCCCAGCUGCGAAAGGCAUGCGAGGCACUGUACCCCGCGCCUGAUACCAAGAAGGGUCUUCCACGCUUCACGGUUGUUAUCUGUGGUAAGCGACACAAGACACGCUUCUACCCAACAUCGGACAAAGACUGCGAUGGUGUUGGGGAAAAGAGCUCUGGCAACACGAAGCCUGGUACCGUCGUCGAUCGGGGCGUGACAGAGGCCCGCAACUGGGACUUCUUCCUUCAAGCACACGCCGCCCUCCAAGGAACAGCGCGUCCUUGCCAUUACUAUAUCGUUCACGACGAGAUCUUCCGCCAGAUCUACGCGAAAGUGGUCCCGCCACAGUUUGGCAACAUUGCUGAUAUCGUGGAAGACCUCACCCACAACAUGUGUUAUCUGUUCGGUCGUGCGACGAAGGCUGUCAGUCUGUGCCCGCCAGCAUACUACGCCGAUCUGGCCUGUGAGCGGGCUCGUUGCUACUUGGCGAACCUAUUCGACACACCGACGCCGAGCGCCGGGAAUUCCGUUGCUGACUCUUCGGCCGCUGGGGGUGGGGCGCUGGACCCGAGCGCGUCGGAUGUACAGAUCCAUCCCAAGCUCAAGGACACCAUGUUCUACAUCUAG
Messenger RNA from Alternaria novae-zelandiae, 2862 nucleotides. RefSeq lists its product as uncharacterized. Bases 1 to 2862 code for a protein of 953 amino acids. The record is from RefSeq and is a predicted model, not a curated record. NCBI's taxonomy places the organism in Eukaryota, Fungi, Ascomycota, Dothideomycetes, Pleosporales, Pleosporaceae. The transcript has 4 exons. Gene Ontology annotation, molecular function: protein binding; RNA binding.